Messenger RNA from Solea solea (common sole), 2088 nucleotides. RefSeq names its product MYC proto-oncogene, bHLH transcription factor b (gene mycb). Bases 405 to 1424 code for a protein of 339 amino acids. Lineage: Eukaryota; Metazoa; Chordata; Actinopteri; Pleuronectiformes; Soleidae. The transcript has 3 exons. The record is from RefSeq and is a predicted model, not a curated record. Gene Ontology annotation, biological process: regulation of transcription by RNA polymerase II; positive regulation of cell population proliferation. Gene Ontology annotation, molecular function: protein dimerization activity; DNA-binding transcription factor activity, RNA polymerase II-specific; RNA polymerase II cis-regulatory region sequence-specific DNA binding.
GAGAGGGAGUGUGUAUGUGUGUGUGGGAGAGUGAGUGGUUUACAAAAGUGUGUCUCACAGUGCGAUAAAGACGUGAACACGUUCUUAAGAUCAGUCUUUUAUUAAUGUGGCUAAAAUAAUUGUUUUCUGUUUUCUGUUAAGUUGGUGUGGACGGUGUCACAUGACCAUUCAAAAACACCUGAACUAACCCUUUAUUAUUUCUCUUUAAAAUCUAUUCAUUCAAGAAUUGUCACUGUGUGUGUGUGUUGGGGUCACUUUGAUGUCCUUUGAUGUCUUUGGUAGUUUCAUUGGUUUAAUGGUGUUUGAUGUAAAUGUGACAUCACAGCAGAUCACAGGCCUGGGAUCGUCUGUCUGUCUGUUGACAGUCUGUGUUUUAAUCCUCUCACACACACACACACACAGUCAUGUCAGCAGAGGACACAGGAGACGAGGCAGCCAUGAUGCCGCCGGCGUUAACCAGCACAGUCUAUGAUUACGACUACGACACGGUGCGGCCAUACUUCUUCUUGGACGGCGAGGCGGACGACUUCUACCCUCCAUGUCACCAGCUCCUCCCAGGUCCCGGCGAGGACAUCUGGAAGAAGUUUGAGCUUCUGCAGACGCCUCCUCUGUCCCCCAGCCGCAGGCCGUCGCCGUCUGACCCUCCACUGUCCGCUGCCAAUCACUUGGAGGCGGUGUCCAACCUGCUGGACGAGGACUGCGGCCCGUCCGCGUCCUUCCUCCAGUCCUUCGUCAUUCAAGACUGCAUGUGGAGCAGCAGCUUCGCCGCAGCCACCAAACUCGAGGAGGUGGUGUCGGAGUGGCUGGUGUCGCUGCGGUCACGCCGAGACUCCUCCUCCUCUGACGGGGUCACUGAGGGUCAGGUGGGCGGGUCUCAGGUGAGCACAGACAUGACGGCAGCAGACUGCGUCGACCCGUCUGUGGUGUUUACCUCCGAGCCGGACAGUGAAUCAGACAAAGAGGACGAAGACGUCGACGUGGUGACGGUGAACGGGCCAAAGGCGUCGAGGCCGGCAGACUCCGCCCCUCUGCUCCUGACACGCCCUCACGUCGACAUCCACCAGCACAACUACGCUGCCCAGCGGCCCACGGCACCGCCUGCUGUCAGACCGCUCGGGUCAGAGGUCGCCUGCAGGAGCCCGCAGUCGGACAGUGAGGGCGGAGACGACAGACGCAGGACGCACAACGUGCUGGAGCGGCGGCGGCGCAGCGAGCUGAAGACGAGCUUCUCCACUCUGAGGGACCUGAUCCCGGCGCUGGCCAAUCAGGACAAAGCAGCCAGAGUCGCGAUCCUGAAGGAGGCGACGGAAUUUAUCGCAAAGGUCCGAGGGGAGGAGUGUCGACUGCGGAUGACGAAGGACAAGCUGAGGAAGACGAGCAGGGAGCUGCGACGAAGGCUGCGGCGGCUCCAAGCUUCACGUUAGCUUCACGAAGAAGUCACAACGGGACAAUAUUUAAAAAAUCUCCGAUAAUCGUGAUUAUCUGACCAAAAUAAGCAACAAUGUUAUUGUUUUCAAACGUCACCAAAACUCACUGUGUCACUUUAUGUCACACUUUUAUUUAUUUAUUUGUUUGUUUGUUUGUUUUAUCUUCUGUGGGUUUGUAUCUGUUUGUCCACAGACGCACAGAACGUGUUUGCAAUCGCCAAAAAACAUUACUGUGUCGCCAAAUAGCUAUUUACAGAAAAAUCGUAUUAUUUUUAUUUUUUAUCGCAGAUGUUUCCGAUGUGAAGUCUGAACGAUUUUCAGUUAUUUUGAUCAACUUCUGAACAAAUGUGACCUCGUUUCAUCUCUUCAUUUAUUUAUAAUGAUCAGACGUUUAACGACGUUGAUCCUAGUCCUUAAAUGCACCACAAAUAAUGAUUCAAUGUAACGGCAACGCGGUGCCGCCUGCUGUGUGUUUGAGGAUCUACACUAACCAGUGUUGCACUGUUUCUCUUUGUACUUCUGCACUUUUUUAAAUUUCAUUUGUUUUUAAAUGCGUUUUUGUACAAAACUCUGACGUUUGAGUAGCAAAGUAAAUUUAAUGCAGCAGAGAUUUGACUCUUCCCGUUUCUUCCUGUUAAACAAUAAACAGCCUCCAGUUUAA